UCUCCUUGUUUCUGUUAGUUAUUUUGGAUUGAUAGCGACAGGACCCUGAAAAAUGCUCAUUGGAAGCCCACAGUGUGUAAUUUUCAGAUGCAUAAUUGGUCUGUUGGAUCUUUCAAAAGAGGGACUCUGAAGAAGUUCUGCCCUCGGAUGGCUUGUUCUUUGUAAUGCGGUUUUCCGCAAUAAGCCACUGUGUAAUGCUGUGUAAUCUUAUCCAUGCUGCACUCUCAUAGUUCACACAAGACUGAUACCUUGCUUCCCUUCUCCUUUGUAUCAAUUGGUCGGAGUUCAGGCUAUUGUUGCUGGAAGGUUCUUUUAUUUCUAUGCACUGUCGAUCAACGAAAUCUCACGAUAGUCUCCUGGAGAAAUUCAGUGGAUUUUUGGAGAGGCUGACUAUUUGGAGAGAAGGGGAGUCAUGAUCACCUCUCAGUUUAAUCUACGCUGCUGGAACGUGUGGCUCCUUAUCAAUGCCUAUUGAUUUAGCAGAUCAGAAGAGAUAAAAGAGUAGAUCGGAACAGAUAAAGGCGACCAGGUUUCAUGGGCUGGAUCAGUGUGCUUUGCAACUAAGACAGCGGAAAGGAAGCCUUCUUUAAUGGGACCCCUUGUGUCACUUUUUCCUUUUUUGCCAAGACGACUAAAUACUUCGACCAUGCCACAAUGGUUAUAAUUGUGAUUUUGUUGUUGCUGGGUUUCUUGGAUCCCAGCAAGCAGGAAUCUGUGCCUCAGCGUUUGCCUAAGGGUCCAAAGAUUAUUUGUGCGAAAGGGCAGUUUUGUGAUUCCAGACUACGCAGAGAUGCAGGGGGACGUGGUGGGGUCUACGAACACCUCGGAGGAGCACCCAGGCGCAGAAAACUCUACUGCGCUACUAAGUAUCAUCUGCAGAUCCAUCCGAACGGGAAGAUCGACGGGACCCUGGAUAAAAAUAGCCCAUAUAGUAUCCUAGAGAUCACUGCCGUGGACGUUGGAAUUGUGGCUAUUAAAGGCUUAUUUUCAGGUCGAUAUCUUGCCAUGAACAAGAGAGGACGUCUUUAUGCUUCGGAUGUAUAUAAUCAAGAAUGUGAGUUUGUAGAAAGAAUUCACGAACUGGGAUAUAACACGUACGCAUCCCGCUCUUACCGAACUGUACCGAACUCAGCUGGAGGCAAACGAAGAGCAAGCGCUGAGAGACUGUGGUACGUGUCAAUUAACGGAAAAGGGCGGCCACGGAGAGGAUUCAAAACACGAAGAACUCAAAAAUCAUCCCUGUUUCUGCCCAGAGUCUUGGAUAAUAAGGACCAUGAUAUGGUGCGGCUUUUUCACACGAACUCCAAAUACAGGGAGAGCAUUCUUAGGCCCGCAAGUAGACAUGAAAGGAGCAGACGCGGACAUUAGAAAGAAACUCUUAGUAGGAAAUGAAGAGAUGAAAACUAACACCACAGACUGCUUCAAAUCAAUGUGAUGAAAAUCAACACUGUUGGAUUGGAUGUUCUACUGUUACAACAAAAGAUUACUCGCUCUGCGGAGCUGACAGGAUUAUUGUACUCGUUUAAAUACGUCUUAUUAUUGUAUAUAUAAAUAUUUCUGUAUAUAUGGUUAAAAUAGUUUUAUACAAUUCCUGUCUGUCCCUGGAUGAGCAUUGUGUAGAUACUGGUUCCUCUCGAUCUUUGCAUAGAUACUGCCCGCGAUGCUGUACAUUCUAAACAGUGUCAGUCAAAGAGAAUAUAGAGAAGUAUGUAACUGAGCACUUUUACCGUUUUCCGAAAGCAAUAUUUGCUGAGCAAAUUCAGAUUUGUUGUAUAAUUGUUACUUGUAAUGUGAUAGCCUACUGUUUAAAACUUGCAAAAGGAGUUUCUCUGUUACUAAUGUUAUCUUAUUUAUUUAGUUUCAGUAUGUGACAAAUUGUUAGCCGCAGAACUUGGAAAAAAAAAAGCAAGAUCAAAACUGUUUUCCUUCUUUUUUUCUUAAAUACAGCAAAGUUGUAUUUUAAUGCAGCUAAAUUCAAAAUUUCAAAACCUUUAAAGAAACCAUUUGUCUUUUGUCGUCCUUUACACCUCUUUUGAUUUUUGUCAUCAGUGAUUGAUCUCGGUGCAAGAACAAAAUGUGCAACUUUUUUGUUUACGUGACUGGUUAUUAUGUGCUCAAUCACGAAAAAUGCCACAGCUUGUUUAAUUUGAUUUUAGUUGAAUUUAAAUGGUAUGGCUAAACAAGUGCAGCAGAAGUGCGGGCGGUUCAUUGACACCAACAAAGGACCUUGCAGUAACAUUUGACAACGUCAUUGACAUUUAAAUAAGAAAAACGGGCGUAUUUGAAUGACGGGGCAGACGUCACUCAAAAAUCCAGUCUGAAAUAUUCUUAAAAAUAUUACUACUCUUUAAGGCAAAUUCAAGAAGAGUUAGUCCCUUCUAAAAGUAUGAGCUGAAACACUUUAUGCAGAAAGGAACAGAUAGCCUGGUUGUUUUAUUCACUUUCUUCCACUGAUCUAUGUAUCGAUCUCAUGUAGCUGAAGCUGAUGGGUCGACUCGGCUGUCACAGUCAGCCCUUGUAAAGCUGAUUCACGCACACGAGCUCUUCAAAUCAAAGUGGAUAUUGUAGCUGACAGCCACAUCAAAUUUGUUACUCCUUUAAAGCUUGAAAUUUGGAAGUUCUAAUAAUAAACACAAAGGACGCUGCCUUUAAAGGAAGCUGCACGCUUUCGUAUUGAGACUCCUUAUUACGCCUUCAGUACAGCCAUCUAUUCUUCGAUUGUUGCACCCGCUUAAUCCAACUAUAAAUCUUUAACAGGAAGACGACUGGACUGCAGAGGACAACCUCACAACACAACUUAGCAAAUGAUUUGAAGAUCUCCAAUUUCAUGGACAUUUUAUCCAUCUCAAAUCUAGUGACAUAUUCAGUGACUAUUUUCACAUCGGCUUGAUUAAAAAAAACAAAA
This is a messenger RNA of Erpetoichthys calabaricus (reedfish), 2905 nucleotides long. It is a transcript of the gene fgf3, whose product is annotated as fibroblast growth factor 3. Gene Ontology annotation, molecular function: growth factor activity; fibroblast growth factor receptor binding. Bases 655 to 1368 code for a protein of 237 amino acids. Gene Ontology annotation, cellular component: cytoplasm. Lineage: Eukaryota; Metazoa; Chordata; Cladistia; Polypteriformes; Polypteridae. The transcript has 3 exons. The record is from RefSeq and is a predicted model, not a curated record. Gene Ontology annotation, biological process: cell differentiation; positive regulation of gene expression; positive regulation of cell population proliferation.